Hyaloscypha bicolor E is the source of this 782-nucleotide messenger RNA. RefSeq lists its product as uncharacterized. The transcript has a single exon. The record is from RefSeq and is a predicted model, not a curated record. NCBI's taxonomy places the organism in Eukaryota, Fungi, Ascomycota, Leotiomycetes, Helotiales, Hyaloscyphaceae. Bases 420 to 626 code for a protein of 68 amino acids.
CCACAUCAAGGCAGCCAUGCCAGUGUGACGGAUACCCCUUUUCACUUCUCCCCCCCUAAAUAAAGGUAAUAGGGGGUCCCCGCAAAACUAGCCUGGCACGGUCCAGUUGCCAUACCAAAAAACCCCUGCACUUUGACCCACUGUUACAUUUAAUUAUGGGGAGGGGGGAGAGUUACAUCGCCGUCAAAAGCAAAAUGUCUUUCAUCUGAAGUUGGCAUCGACGAUCACUGCCUAAUUCAGCGGAGCAAGCUCCGAGGCCCCUGACAUGCUGCGCCACACUCAGUCUUGGCCACUCGCCACAUCGCGGGGAUCAUAAAAGCUUGAAUGCACGUGGAUUUUCUCUUCUCUUCCACACGCAGUCCUCAGUCUAUCCUCGAAAAUUUAAAGACCCUCUAGUCAAGUUAACGCUAGCAGUCAGGAUGCCUCCUCCAAUGGCCGACGAGAAGCCCUCGAACUCGAGCGUGGAACCCAACCCAGCAACCGACGCUUUAAUCCUGAACUCGUCCGCUGCACAGGCAGAGGCCAGUACAUCGUCGCAAAGGAAGACAGAGGUUGAAGAAGCGGCGGAUAGAUUGUAUGAGGAGCGGAUUGAAGAGGAAUAUGCGAAACGUGAAGGUGGUGCUUGAUGGGGUUGAAUAUUUACUGGGGAGAUGUACGAUCACGAUAGGUUGAAAUUGGGGUGCUCAGGCACAGGAGGACAUCAGGGAGGAUCAUUGUGAUAUGCUUGAUACCUCUCCGUCUCUGAGUUAAAUGAAUAAAAAUUAUUCCUAUUCAUAUCCCGC